CAUGAACACCUCCAAAACCUCCCCGAAUCCGCAACCACUCCGGUCCAUCCAGGAACAACGUUUGCACCAUCGUCAUCCCUUCCAAUCGAAUCUUCUGCUUGUGAACUCUGCCUUCCAUUACAAGCGCCGGCCGGGAAUCGUAACGUACACCGACGUGAAAAGAACAAUCGAAAUCUUUACCAUAGAAACCCUCGCACAAGACAAAAAAGACCAAGAACAUGUCCACCCUGAACCAGCUUUACCUGCUCGCCGACCACGUCAAGCUCUCCCUCCUGGAGCGCCAGCGCGCCCUGUCGCUCAACCUCGACGCCGACACCCAGGACGGGCACAUCUCCCGCUCGCUCGAUCAGUUCAAAGAUGGCUUGGAAGCAUUAGACGCCGAGGCCAAGCGCCUGCAGGGUGCUGGUGAUGAGAGCGCCGCCCUGAACAUCACCGACUCCAUCCCCGCCCUACAGAAGCAGUUCUCAGACCUGACCUCCCAAUUCCACGGAUUCUCAAACCCAUCAACCUCCUCCACCACAACAUCACCAAACGACCCCUCCCUCGCCACCGACUUUGACGCCGCCCAGUCCACGAAACCCCUCAAAGGCUCCCUCCGCGGCCUCCCCGGCGGCGCCGCAGCAAACAACAGCAAAACCGUCCGCUUCACCGAUUCCCCCGGCGCCGCGGCAGCAGCAGCAGCCGCCGCCGAAGAAGACGCCGCCGCCGUCGCCGCACUCUUCGGCCCGGGACGAUACCGCGAUGACCCCGCCGACACGGCGGGUUACCGCGACCAGGCCGAGGGCAUAGAUAACCAGCAGAUCCACGCGUACCACUCGCAAAUCAUGCGCGACCAGGACGACCACCUGGACCGGCUCGGCGAGUCGAUUGGGCGGCAGAGGGAGCUGAGCAUGCAGAUUGGCGACGAGCUCGACUCGCACGUCGCCAUGUUGGAUGAGGUGGACGAGGUUGUGGAUCGGCACCAGGGCCGGCUUGACCGGGCGCGCCGGUCGCUGGGAAAGGUUGCGAGGGACGCUGGGGAGAAUAAGCAGAUGAUGACUAUUGUUGUGCUUAUUAUCAUUCUUGUUUUGUUGAUUGCGAUUCUGAAAUGAUGCGCUUGGGGAUGGAAGAGGGGGAAAGAGAGUAGCGGCAGCGGAUGGUUGUAGUCAUGGACGGCUAACGUCUCGUUGAUUUUUGUUUCGUUGGGGUAUCCUCUUUGGUUUGAGACCCGCGCCCAUGAAAAAGAGAGGCGCGGGAGACAUAGGUACUUGUUUGAAGUCUUUCAAGUAUAAGGCGCAUAGCAUGGUUUGGCGUUUCAGGAGUUUUCUAUCAAUCAGAUUCGAUUUCUUCGUCUGUUCUAGCAGUCAUUUUCUCGAUGCCUCUCUCGAUGUUUACUUCAAACCGGCUUGUGACUAAGGCCUAUGCGAAUCUAGGGCGGAGAGAGAGAGAGAGAGAGAG
Messenger RNA from Colletotrichum phormii, 1437 nucleotides. RefSeq names its product SNARE domain-containing protein. Gene Ontology annotation, molecular function: SNARE binding; SNAP receptor activity. Lineage: Eukaryota; Fungi; Ascomycota; Sordariomycetes; Glomerellales; Glomerellaceae. Gene Ontology annotation, biological process: intracellular protein transport; vesicle fusion. The record is from RefSeq and is a predicted model, not a curated record. The coding region runs from base 219 to 1091 and encodes 290 amino acids. Gene Ontology annotation, cellular component: SNARE complex; membrane; endomembrane system. The transcript is spliced from 2 exons.